UGUCCUUAUAACUGCUACUAUAAAAGUGGAAAAUAAGAUUUUUCCAAUCAUUCUGGUGUCUUUGUCCAAAGAAUAUUUACAAAAUGUCUCGUUUUGCAGUCCUCGUGUUCUGUGCUCAAGCUCUCCUGAUUCAGGCAGUUCUGAGCCAAACAUGCGGUUGUAACCAGUACUCGUCCGGACUGAGCUCACAGAGCUGCGGCUCGUACGGCGGCACCGGCGCCGGACAGGUGGGCGUGUCCGGCGACAUCGCCGCGUCCGGCAACACCUGCGUGACCGGCUCCGUGCCCGUGCUCGGCUCCGUUGACUUCGGUGGAUGCGUGCCCGCCUGCGGCUCCGUGUCCAUCUCCGGACAGUGCGGAUGCGGAUGCAGUAUGGACACGGAGCCGGACGCGGGCACGGUGCCGCCGAACGUGACGGAGCCGAGCACGGGCACAGAGCCGACGACAGCGGUCUGGCCGCUCGCGCCGAUGUCGCCGGACACGCCGACCCGACCGGUGCCGGUGCCGCCGUACGACGCGGAGGAGCCACUAACGAAUACACCUAAAAUGGUUUCCAAGUCCGUCAUCAUCUGCACCCUCGCCUUCAUUGGACAGGCUAUCAGCGGGCCGACCUGCUACAAAUCUACCUCCCCCAAGCUAGCAGGCUUCUCUAGCUACUCCUCCGGCAACUGCCAGUCCAUCGUCAUCUCCAACAGCGGCGGCGAGCUGCUCGUCACCGCCGUCGGCCCCAUCUCGCCGUCCGGCAUCGCCGUCGCCACCGAGCUGGGCCUGGCGGGAGACCUGGUGCUCUCCGGCGAGCUGCCGUACCUGAGCGCGGUGGCGUUCGAGGGCCAGUUCGACACCAGCGGCUCGGCGGCGGUCUCGUACGGUUGCGGGGACUGCGUCGCCAUCACGCAGGAGCUCGGCAACCCGAGCGGCGUCAACGCCAACAUCAAUUCUGGCUCCAAAAUCGUGAGCUGCGGUUGUGCCAAGUACUAAUAACUUUUUUUUACAUUUUAUACAAAUAAAU
Molecule: messenger RNA, 1008 nt
Organism: Cydia fagiglandana
Lineage: Eukaryota; Metazoa; Arthropoda; Insecta; Lepidoptera; Tortricidae
Exons: 5
Coding region: 84-977 (297 amino acids)
Biological process (GO): chorion-containing eggshell formation; multicellular organism development
Cellular component (GO): egg chorion
Molecular function (GO): structural constituent of egg chorion
Source: RefSeq, a predicted model, not a curated record